ACAUUCAUGAGGCCUAUUUUCUUGACAUAAUUAAUAACCUUCAAAGCUUCGCGACGCAAGUAUGAGUUUGAACCUGCGCAGAGGACGUAUCAAUUAAUUACUAAACUGUCGCCAGGACAAUGAUAAACAAAAUAUGGAUGACAACCGCUGUCACUCUGCUGAUGGUAUGCUGUCAAUCUGAAGGAACCCAUGACGAAACUGCCCCUGCACAUGGCACGUACAAGCGCGUCUGUUACUAUACUAACUGGUCACAGUACCGGUCGCCCCCAGGACGCUUCACCCCAGAUGAUAUCGACCCACGACUCUGCACCCACAUCAUAUUUGCGUUUGCCAAGGUCGUGAACAGUGAGAUGCACACUAUUGAGUGGAAUGAUAUACAAAUGUUUGAAAAGCUCAACGCUUUGAAAAAUCGAAAUCCGGGUUUAAAAACGCUUAUUGCAGUGGGUGGAUGGAAUGCUGCAAGUAAUGAGUUCACGAAAAUGGUGUCAUCAGUGGCGUUUAGGCGGAAGUUUGUUCUAUCAGCGUUGGCCUUCAUCAGUCGCUAUGGUUUCGACGGCCUCGAUCUGGAUUGGGAAUACCCCGGACAGAGAGGAGGAAAGCUCUCCGACAAACGAAACCUUGUAAAACUUCUUCAGCAUCUGCACCGCGCGUUCACGCCGAAGCAUUAUCUCCUGACGGCGGCCGUUCCGGCGGGCAAGAAGAACGUUGACGUCGGCUAUGACGUACCCCAGCUUGCCAAGUAUCUAGACUUUAUCAAUGUAAUGACCUACGACCUUCACGGUGGCUGGGAGCGGCAGACGGGCCUCAACUCGCCCCUGUACCCGCGGACGGGGGAAACUGGCGCCGAGCGGGAGCUUAAUAUGCAAUGGGCGGCAAAUUACUGGGUAGCCAAGGGAGCGCCCCGCCACAAACUGGUGAUUGGCCUGGCUCUGUACGGACGCUCCUUCGCGCUGACGUCCCCCGCACGGACGGACGUCGGCGCACCAGCCACCGGCCCCGGACCCAAGGGCAGAUACACUGGAGAGGCAGGAUUCCUCGCGUACUAUGAGAUCUGCGCGAUGCAGGAAAGUGGGAAGGGGCGGACGAUCUGGCAAGCGGAACAACACACGCCGUAUUACGUUAACGGAAACCUCUGGGUCGGCUUUGACAACAAACGCAGCAUCACGGAAAAGGUGAAAUGGUUAAUGGAUAACAAGUUCGGUGGUGCGAUGGUCUGGUCCCUUGACCUGGACGACUUCCGGCGCACGUGCCGCACCUCUAUCGAACGUUACCCGCUUCUCUCCACCGUCAACCGUCUCCUUGCUUCCGGUCAGCAGCCAACGACGCCAGACAGACGGAUUGAAACAACGACGUCACGACAGAAAAACCAUACUGUCGUCACCACAACUUCGUCAUCGACCACUACGAUCCACUCCAAAACAGAGUUCACCUGUACGGGAAAGACUGAUGGGUAUUACGCGGACCCAAGCAGCUGUAAGCGUUUUUACCGGUGCAUCUUCCAGCGGAAGUACGAGUUCUCGUGCCCGGGUACGCUGGUCUUCAAUCCAAACGCAGGCUUCUGUGAUUGGCCAAGGAAUUACCCGUGCAAACACUAAUAAAAGAAAUCCAGUAAAACAGUACUGUACAGUGAUUGCCUGUCUCUGCCCAAAUAUAUCUUAUACCAAAGACGUUUACAAGCGCAAUUUUGGAACUUGCACCGAUAAGAGGUCUUUCGUUUAAGGUGGUUAUGUAAAACCACAAAAAAUAACGAGGCAAAUAUUGCGCAAUUCCAAAACUCGUUCAUUGCUUGUACAUUAUAUUAUUGUUUUCGCCAGUUAUCCCCCAGGGUCUGUCGCCAUUAGUUACAUUCUUAUUUUUACAUUCGGUCAUUUCUUUACAAAUCUAGUCCAGAAUUUUACUUGUUAAUUUCUAAACCAUAUCAUACUCUGUGUUCUACUGUUGCUUUACUACAUGAAAUUAUUUAUUUUUUAUACAUGUCUUUUUUUGUAAUUUUAUGUUUACAUGUAUUUCAAUAAAUAUUUUGCUACUAUGA
This is a messenger RNA of Mya arenaria, 2032 nucleotides long. RefSeq names its product chitinase-3-like protein 1. Gene Ontology annotation, biological process: chitin catabolic process; carbohydrate metabolic process. Gene Ontology annotation, molecular function: chitin binding; chitinase activity. NCBI's taxonomy places the organism in Eukaryota, Metazoa, Mollusca, Bivalvia, Myida, Myidae. Gene Ontology annotation, cellular component: extracellular region. The transcript is spliced from 10 exons. The coding region runs from base 120 to 1595 and encodes 491 amino acids. The record is from RefSeq and is a predicted model, not a curated record.